AGUAGUAGGAGCAGUAGUGUACGAUCCAGCGACGUGCCGCCAACAACCACGGCGUAGCAACAAAAGACGACUGCUCGUGGCCGUGGACGGAGGUUUCUUUUUUCUUCUUCUUCUUCUUCUUCUUCGUCUUCUCUUAUUGUUCCACGUUGCGCUAGAGCGACGACCAGACGGUUCGAGGGGCAUGUAGUAUGUUAUGUACGUUUUUUUUUUUGGACAGAUGAAAGGAUGGAUGGAUGGAUUGACGGAUGUCUUGUACAACUACUUACUCUCUACCUACCUACCUACCCCAUUUUCUCUACUCAAAAAAUUUCAUCAAUGCAAGAUUAAAAAAGAAACCUCUGUUAUGUAUCUUUCCAUCCUUCGUGCCCACAAACCAAUCAAUGCAAUUCUUCCGUCUUCAAUGCCUAGGCAGGCAAGGCUUGUACUCCAGCCCAUCCGCCCGCACCCGGCCACGAUUGAGCUUUCAGCCCGCACUUCCAGACCUAAACCCAGCCAUUACGUCAUCGCAAAAAACACCAACGGCAGGAAAAGCACGGAGCACCACCACCACCACCACCACCACCACCACCACCAAGGCCAAAGCCAAACCCAAAUUUUCGAAUCCUUUUUUCAAUUUUAACAAAGGCCUUCUCUCGCUCGCAUGGCAUGGCGCGCGCG
Molecule: messenger RNA, 657 nt
Organism: Aplosporella prunicola CBS 121167
Lineage: Eukaryota; Fungi; Ascomycota; Dothideomycetes; Botryosphaeriales; Aplosporellaceae
Exons: 1
Coding region: 194-619 (141 amino acids)
Source: RefSeq, a predicted model, not a curated record